UCCGCUCCGGCAGCGGGGUGAGUGAGCUCCUGCCGCUGCUGCCGCCGCCGCCGCUGCCGGGGGAGGGGCGGCCGCCGCCCGCCUGCGCUCAGAGACUCACGCAGCCCCAGUCCCGCCAGUCCGCCAACACAGUAGCGCCGGCCCCCUCCCUCCCUGGCCCUUCCCCCUCCCCGCCUUCGGCUCGCUCCGCCUUUCUGUCCCCCACCCCCACCACACGGGUUCGGGCCAUUCCCGGCCAGGAAACGCCGUGGCGCCGCGUUGGGCCUAACUCGAGUCUUGCUGCCUCCCGGGAGUGCCGUGCGCCGCAGCCCGGGCCCAGGCCCCGGCCGCGCCUGGGACAAGGUCUUCAGAGCUAUACUGGCAGAUAAUUUGGGGGGACUUCAUAUUCAGUGGUCUAUAUAAAGGAUUCCUCAUGUCCAUAACAUGUUGGCUGAGGCUGUGCGGCUCACCCCCACUCUCAGAGUGGUCAUUCUCCAUUAAUUGGACCCCGUGAUUUCCACUCUUUGCUGUGUUGGACGUCAUGAGCAUUGCAAUCCCUCUGGGAGUCACCACACCAGAUACAUCUUACUCAGAUAUGGCUGCUGGAUCAGAAAAGGAAGUGGAAGCCCCCUACCUUUCAAGACGAAGUGGCACUACACCAGGAUGUGAAAGUCCAGCGAAAGAGACCCAAGGGGCCUAGGGGGCAGCACACCCCCAGAAGCCAAGUCUAUUCCAGGCAGUACCAGGGAUUAGGGUCUGGGCUGGAGAAAUCCUGGUGUUUUGAAUAUGUUCAGGUCCAGUUCAGACUCUUGAUCCCACAGCCACUUCUUGAGUGAGGGUAUCCUGUCUUGGUAGUGAAUGGAAGAGGGCCUGGUCCCUGGGGCAGUGCAGAAGGCACUUUCAUCAUCUCACUCACUGCAAAUGUCAUGUGAGGUUUCAUGGAAGUAUUAAGAGAUCCAAUUAAGAAGAAUAGUUCUGAGUCUAAACCAGCCCAGAGUGGCUUCUCUAGGGGAAACUCCCCGCUCAGCUGCCCUGAAUCUGUGGAGGCUAGUCCAGCAGUUAAUGAGAAGAGCGUGUAUUCCACUCAUAAUUAUGGGACCACUCAGAGGCAUGGGUGUCGAGGACUGCCUUAUGCUGAUCAUAAUUACGGAGCCCCUCCUCCUCCGACACCUCCUGCUUCUCCCCCUGUCCAGACGAUCAUCCCUCGUUCUGACCUGAAUGGCCUGCCGUCGCCCGUAGAGGAACGCUGUGGAGACAGCCCGAACUCUGAAGGAGAGACUGUUCCUACCUGGUGUCCUUGUGGUCUUUCUCAGGAUGGCUUCCUUCUCAACUGUGACAAGUGCAGGGGAAUGAGCAGGGGGAAGGUUAUUAGACUUCAUCGGCGGAAGCAGGACAACAUAUCAGGUGGGGAUAGCAGUGCAACAGAAAGCUGGGAUGAGGAGCUUUCUCCUUCCACUGUGUUGUAUACAGCAACACAGCACACACCUACAAGUAUCACCUUAACUGUUAGAAGAACCAAACCCAAAAAGCGAAAAAAGAGUCCAGAAAAGGGUCGCGCAGCACCAAAGCCAAAGAAGAUCAAGGCAUUUCGAGAGGGAUCCCGGAAGUCCUUGCGGAUGAAGAAUUCUCCCUCUGAAGCACAGAAUUUAGAUGAGAAUACAACCGAGGGCUGGGAAAAUCGGAUAAGACUAUGGACUGAUCAGUAUGAAGAAGCUUUCACUAAUCAGUACAGUGCAGAUGUACAGAAUGCCCUUGAACAACAUCUCCAUUCUAGCAAGGAAUUUGUGGGAAAGCCUGCUGUUUUAGACACUAUUAAUAAGACUGAAUUGGCCUGUAAUAAUACAGUCAUUGGUUCACAAAUGCAGUUACAGCUGGGAAGAGUCACUCGAGUUCAAAAGCACCGAAAAAUACUGAGGGCUGCAAGAGAUCUGGCAUUGGACACUCUUAUCAUAGAGUAUCGUGGGAAAGUCAUGUUACGACAGCAGUUUGAAGUCAAUGGACAUUUCUUCAAAAAACCAUAUCCCUUUGUGCUCUUCUACUCAAAAUUCAAUGGUGUAGAGAUGUGUGUGGAUGCUCGUACUUUCGGUAAUGAUGCUCGGUUCAUCAGGAGAUCAUGUACACCAAAUGCAGAGGUGCGACACAUGAUUGCAGAUGGGAUGAUUCAUCUGUGUAUCUAUGCUGUGUCUGCCAUCACCAAGGAUGCUGAGGUCACCAUUGCAUUUGAUUAUGAGUACAGUAACUGUAAUUAUAAAGUGGACUGUGCGUGUCACAAGGGAAACCGGAAUUGCCCCAUACAGAAAAGAAAUCCUAGCGCUGCAGAACUGCCACUUCCACCUCCUCCAAGCCUACCCACCAUUGGGGCAGAGACUAGACGUAGAAAAGCACGGAGGAAAGAACUAGAGAUGGAGCAGCAGAAUGAGGCUUCAGAGGAAAAUAGUGACCAGCAACCACAAGAAGUUCCAGAAAAAGUAAACGUAUCCAGUGAUCAUGAGGAAGUAGACAAUCCAGAAGAAAAACCAGAAGAAAAAGAAGAGGUUGCAGAAGACGUGGAGAACCCAGCUCAUAGCAGGAGGAACCGAGAAGAUAGGAAGGUUGAAGCCAUCAUUCACACUUUUGAAAACUUAGAGAAAAGAAAGAAACGGCGGGAUCAGCCCUUGGAGCAGAGCAUCUCUGACAUAGAAGUUACUACCACCUCAGAAACUCCUGUUGGAGAAGAAGCAAAAACUGAAUCCCCUGAAUCUGACGUUGGCAACACUGGAUCAAACAGUUCCGUCCCAAGCACCCCACAGAAUAGUGGUGUGAACACUCGGAGGUCUUCCCAAGCAGGGGAUGUUGCUGCAGAAAAACCAGCCCCUAAAGCACCUUCAGCAAAACCUUCUAGGCCUCGACCGAAGAGUCGAAUUUCUCGGUACAGGACCAGUUCAGCCCAAAGACUAAAGCGUCAAAAGCAGGCCAGUGCGCAACAGGCAGAGCUGUCACAAGCUGCCUUAGAAGAGGGGGGAAAUAACAACUCAGCAACUCCUACUGAAGCUGGAAGUAUAGACAGUUUAGGAGAAAACAGACAGUUAACAGGAUCUGACCCAGCUGUGUUAUCAGUUCCUGGAUCCCAUGUCAAUCGUACUGCAUCAAAGUACCCCAAAACCAAAAAGUAUCUAGUUACAGAAUGGUUGAAUGACAAAGCAGAGAAGCAAGAGUGCCCUGUUGAGUGCCCUUUGCGUAUCACCACAGACCCAACUGUACUGGCAACAACCCUGAACAUGUUACCGGGUCUUAUUCAUUCCCCGUUAAUUUGCACCACUCCCAAACACUACAUUCGCUUUGGCUCACCCUUUAUGCCCGAGAGGCGUCGAAGGCCCCUUCUGUCUGAUGGCACAUUCAGCUCCUGUAAAAAGCGCUGGAUAAAGCAAGCAUUGGAAGAAGGGAUGACUCAAACAUCAUCUGUCCCCCAAGAGACUAGAACUCAGCACCUAUACCAAAGUAAUGAGAAUAGUAAUUCCUCUAGCAUCUGCAAAGAUAAUGCAGACUUGUUGAGUCCAUUAAAGAAAUGGAAGUCUCGCUAUCUGAUGGAACAGAAUGUUUCCAAGUUACUUCGACCUCUGUCUCCAGUUACGCCACCCCCUCCUGGUUCAGGCUCAAAGAGCCCCCAGCUGACCACACCUGGGCAGACUCACCCAGAAGAGGAAUGUCGAAAUGGAUACAGCCUCAUGUUCUCACCAAUCGCAUCUCUUACUACUGCUAGUCGCUGCAACACUCCUCUGCAGUUUGAGAACAUAUCCUCCCCUGAGAGUUCCCCUGCGCAUAGGCCCGAGUCCCUGUCACCCGAGCUUUGUCACCGAAAAGACCUGGAUUUGACAAAAGUAGGAUACCUUGACUCCAACACUAACAGCUGUCCUGACAGACCUUCCCUGCUCAACUCAGGUCCUUCUGACCUGGCUCCUCAUCCCUCCAUUGGACCUGCCUCAGAGACUGGAUUCCCAAACAGGAGUGGCGAUGGACAUCAGACCCUCCUGAGAAACUCAGACCAGGCAUUUCGGACAGAGUUCAACUUGAUGUAUGCCUACUCGCCUUUGAAUGCUAUGCCUCGAGCAGAUGGCUUAUAUAGAGGGUCUCCCCUAGUGGGAGAUAGGAAACCUUUACAUUUGGACGGAGGAUAUUGUUCCCCUGCCGAAGGGUUUCCCAGCAGAUAUGAACAUGGCUUUAUGAAAGACCUUGCUCGUGGAUCCAUGUCACCUGGUGGCGAAAGGGCCUGUGAAGGAAUCCCAUCAGCCCCACAGAACCCACCACAGAGGAAAAAGGUAUCCCUGCUGGAAUACCGUAAACGAAAGCAAGAAGCCAAGGAGAAUUCUGCCAGUGGGGGAGGUGACUCCGCACAGCACAAAAGCAAGUCUGCAGGAGCUGGGCAAGGCAGCAGUGAUGCCGCUUCUGACAGUGGUGCCCAUGGCACACAAGGAUCCUCGGCCCGAGCCCCAUCGUCCCCUCACACAAAAUUCUCCCCAUCUCAUUCCUCUCUGUCCAACUUGGAGGCAGUAAGCCCAUCAGACUCCAGAGGCACUUCUUCCUCUCACUGUAGACCUCAAGAGAAUAUCAGCAGCAGGUGGAUGGUUCCCACAUCAGUAGAACGACUCCGAGAAGGAGGGAGCAUUCCUAAAGUCCUCCGGAGCAGUGUGAGAGUGGCCCAAAAGGGGGAGCCUUCUCCCACGUGGGAGAGUAACAUCACAGAGAAAGACUCAGAUCCUGCAGAUGGAGAAGGCCCAGAAACAUUGAGCUCAGCACUCUCUAAAGGAGCAACCGUUUACAGCCCUUCCAGAUACAGCUACCAGCUCCUGCAGUGUGAUAGUCCACGGACAGAGUCACAAAGCCUCCUUCAGCAGAGUUCCUCCCCCUUUAGAGGACAUCCCACUCAGUCUCCAGGAUACAGUUAUCGAACUACUGCACUGAGACCUGGAAACCCUCCCUCUCACAGUUCUUCAGAAUCAUCCCUCUCUUCAGCAUCCUAUCCCAGCCCCGCCCACCCUGCUUCCACAGACUCGUUGGCCCCAUUUACGGGGACACCAGGGUAUUAUAGCAGCCAGCCACAUUCUGGAAACAGCACUGGUAGCAAUCUGCCAAGGAGGAGCUGUCAUUCUAGUGCUGCUAGCCCUACCCUGCAGGGCCCCUCGGACUCGCCAACCUCAGACUCAGUUUCUCAGUCCAGCACAGGAACUUUGAGUUCCACCUCCUUUCCUCAGAACUCUAGGUCGUCGUUGCCAUCAGACUUACGGACUAUCAGUCUGCCCGGUAUUGGGCAGUCAGCUGCCUACCAGGCCUCCAGGGUAUCUGCGGUUUCCAAUUCACAGCACUAUCCACACCGUGGGAGUGGAAGUGUGCACCAGUACCGCCUCCAGCCACUGCAAGGGUCAGGAGUCAAGACUCAGACAGGACUUUCCUAGGGCUUCUGGAUAUGGGCAAACUGAACUGAACAAGCCCAUAGCUGCUUCUUCCAGCUGCCUCUGGAACCUCAGCCGAGCAUAUUGCUGGGGGAGGGGGAUACAAGGCACCAGAGGAUUGGGUCUGGUCGACAAGAAACAAGACUUGUGGUCGCGACUGGCCUCUGGCCUUGGAGAAAGAUGUAAAUCUUGUCUGAAGCAAAGACUAUAAAGAAGUUUCUCCCUGCUGUUAAGGGUACAUUGUUGACAAGCAAAUGGUGUUUCAGUUAGUAACGGUUCUAAGUGCAAUGAGUUGUGUUGAAGCCUCUGUCUCCCAUCCUUGCCUGUAGCCAGUAGUCACUUGUGCAGUGAGGACAUCUUUUUAAAUUUAAAAAAAAGUUUUAUUUCAAAGGAAAAAAGUGAGAAGAGCCAAUCUCAAAGCCCCAAGGCAUCCAAGUAGUGUUAGGGUUUUAUGCACUUAAAAAAUGGUAGGUAUGUAAAUGUUCAUCCAAAAAAAAACCAUUCCAAAAGCAGAUGUCUGGCUAAGGUGUGUCCACCCAGAGUACUCCUUACCUUUGUCUUAAAAUCACCAGGAAAUGGGCUAGGAUAGGAAAGCUUGGAGCUUGCUCUGAGAGGUGCCUGGCUCUGAAAAAGAGCUCUUGGUCAGUUCUUGAUUAUUUGGGAGCAGAUUAUCUGAGGAGAUUAACCCCCAGAUGUUACCAUCCCAACCCUUCCCAAACUGUUUCAGUUUCCAAACUCAAAGAGUAAGUACACAAAAGUGAAACGAAAAGUGAUUUCCAGUGAAGUCAAUUGCAUCUUUUGGCAGUAGAUUUGAUAAGGAAGGAUCUCAAGUGGUCUGGGAAUUAUUUGUAUUUUCUUUCCUACUCCCAGUUAAUCAGGAGUUGGAUCCCAUGAGUAGAACCACCUUCAUGAUUGGGGAGCACAUACUCGUGACUGCAGGGUAAGAGUGGGAAAUAGGUUUGUGGAGUGGCACCGACAAGACUGUGAUUGUGUGUGGGCUUGCCCCACUUUUCUUUGGGGGAUGCUUAUGUGAGAGUGGGCCAGUGAGAGUUAGCAAGCCACCCACACCCCUAACACUGUUCUAGAUGAGAGACAAGAGCAGACUGGCUUCUCCCCAUCAGUGCAUUGUGCCUGUUGUACACCCCUGGAGGUGCCCUGGAGCCAGCCCAGGUGGGGUACACAAUCUUUUUAAAUUCCAUAUGAUUGCCAGCUUAUUUCUUUCACUUGUUUACUGUAAUAUCUGGCGUGUUUUUAUUUAUCUAAUUUUGUAUUCAGUUAUAACCAUGGUAGGGGUAGUAAAUAUAGGACAGGUGUAAUCCCUGGUGCUGCAGUGGACCUUCUUUUCUUUUGGACAAGAUAAUACUGUGAGUCUCCCUCCUCCUAAUUUGUUCUUUUUCCCCAGCCUCUUGCAUCCCUUUCUUUUCAACCUGUCCUACAACUUUCAUAUGCACAGUCUUCUCUCUUUGUGUGUGACUGUUACAAAAUUUCACUUUUCAAAAUUGAAAAUCAGGUGUUUGCUCAAAUGAGGGGAGAUUUUUUUUUUUUUUUUUUUAAUGCUGAGACCUCAGCAGAGUACUCUUUUGUUUCCCCCACAAACCCAUCAGUCUGGGAGAGCGUUGGGAGUGGAAAUCAUGUUGCCUGGGAUGCCGGUUUCUUUGUAUAUUAUAUAAAACGUAUGUAAAUGUCUCUCCAUUUGGGCUGGGGUUCGCAUUCUCCCCUUGGCUGUUAACCAAGGGGUGAGGCCAGCGGGCAGGCGGCCCUCACCCUGCCUGACACGCGCAGAGACCCCAGCCACUCUGUGUGGGCAGGGUGCUGUCAAGACCAGACCUCCUGGGGGUGGGGGUGGGGGGACUCUUGGAAGGGAAGAAGUAUCACUUCUUUCUCAAGUGGAGUGUUUACACCUUGCUGUAACAUUUGAACUUUCACAAGAGAUGUAAUAAUUUUGAUAAUAAAAUU
Octodon degus (degu) is the source of this 7361-nucleotide messenger RNA. It is a transcript of the gene Setd5, whose product is annotated as SET domain containing 5. The record is from RefSeq and is a predicted model, not a curated record. Gene Ontology annotation, molecular function: protein binding. The transcript has 27 exons. Bases 918 to 5408 code for a protein of 1496 amino acids. NCBI's taxonomy places the organism in Eukaryota, Metazoa, Chordata, Mammalia, Rodentia, Octodontidae.